This is a messenger RNA of Aedes albopictus (Asian tiger mosquito), 2533 nucleotides long. RefSeq lists its product as uncharacterized. NCBI's taxonomy places the organism in Eukaryota, Metazoa, Arthropoda, Insecta, Diptera, Culicidae. Bases 143 to 1204 code for a protein of 353 amino acids. The transcript has 2 exons. The record is from RefSeq and is a predicted model, not a curated record.
AUGCAGAAAGGUUGCUAGAAGCAUAGUGAUUUCAUAGUAGUUUCAGCUAAUAAUCCAGUGUUUUUGAACUAGAUCCAGUGUUGUUUGAUAACAUAAUAAUUGUAAAGGAAAGUGUAACACGUUUUGGUGCAAAGAUUACAAAAUGAGUAAAAUCAGAUGUAUUCGUCCAUUCAAAGACAUUCAGUGUUCGAAAGAGCUGCGAUAUCUCACGGAUGGUAUCAUCCAAAAACUGAAGUCAAUUGGAUUUUCCAAGGUAUCCACACUGAACACCAAGGAUUUUCGUAUUUGUUCGUCUUGCCGUCUACAUAUUGAUUCAAGAGCUCACCUCACCCAAAACGAAGAACAAAGCGUAGCCGGUGGCUCAAGGAUGCCAACUGUUCAGACCAUACCUGUUGUACCUGAUUCGCAAAGCUAUGAAAGUUUGGUCACGAUACCAUCAGCGUCAACGCUAAGCACAAUUCAAUCAAAUGAAGACUUCACGAUGCCUGUAGACGUCGAAAUAUUCAACCGAGGAAUAGCAGCUAUUCGUGUUUCGCCUAUAGAUUUAGGUAAGGUUAAAAAUGUUCACUAUCCUGAAAAAAAGUGCGCUGAAAUCGUCGAAGGUGUACGAAGAAAUCUUUUUAAAUUAGACGCUAAAACAGAAAAAGCAAACGAGUUUAAUGAAGUCAUAGAAAAUAUGAAAAUUAAAUUUUUAAAUUCAGCCACAAGGCAAGAAAAACUAUCAAUUUUAUCAUUGUUACCAAAAUCAUGGUCAGUACAAAAAAUUGUAGACGAAUUUAAAACUAGUAGAAAUAUGGCAUCAGAUGCAAGAAAGGAAAAAAAUAAUGUAUUAGAUUCAUCUCAAGGUUCAAGCUCUGGAAAAGCUUUGAGUAAUGAAACAAAAGAACUGGUUUUGAAUUUUUUUGAGGACGAUGAUAUAAGCCGUGCAAUGCCAGGCCAAAGAGAUUUUGUUAGCGUAAAGACAGGAAAUAAGAGAUUAGCUGUUCAGAAAAGAUUGUUAAUGAUGACAUUAAGAGAAGCUUUUAAUCGCUUUAAUGAAGUGUACGUCAAUGUAAAAAUAGGGUUUUCAUCAUUUGCAAGCCUCCGGCCAAGGCAAUGUAAACUAUUGACUAUCACAGGAACACAUAAUGUUUGCGUUUGCACUACGCAUGAAAAUGUCAAUUUAAUUCUACAUAGCUUAAAAAAAAUACAAUGUCUUGAAUGAUCUAAAAACAUUAACGAAUAGAUUACUUUGCGAAAAUAAGACAACUCAUUGCCAUCUACGAAGAUGUAAAAACUGCCCAGAUACCUCAGUUUUAGAAGACAGUUUAUUGAAACAACUGGAAGAAAACUUUGUUGAAAAGCUUUCAUUCGAACAAUGGGUUACCACUGACAGAUGUGAUUUAGAAACUAUUGUAAAGCAAACCGAUGACUUUGUUACAUUUUUCAGCUCAAAAUUAGAAAGUUUGAUUCCGCAUGAUUUUGUAAAAACCGAACAAUCCAAUUUUUUGAAAACUACAAAACAAAACUUGCAAGAUGGUGAAUUUUUGGCUAUUUGUGACUUUUCUGAAAAUUACAGCUUCGUUUUGCAGGAUGAAGUUCAAUCACACCAUUGGAACGUGCAACAGGCCACAAUCCAUCCUUUCGUAAUAUAUUAUACUGAAAAUAGGCAAAUUAAACAUUUUAGCUUCAUUAUAAUUUCAGAAGAACUAAGACAUGAUUCAGUCGCUGUUAAUUUGUUUAUUGAUAAAAUGAUGAACUUUUUACAAAUUGAUCAAAAUAAAAACAUGAAAAAAAAUUAUUUUAUGUCAGAUGGUGCUGCUUCACAGUAUAAAAACCGAAAAAACUUUUCUAGCCUUUGUAAGUUUAAGUCAAAGUAUGGUAUUGACGCUGAAUGGCAUUUCUUCGCAACAUCGCACGGAAAAGGUCCAUGCGAUGCUAUUGGAGGUACGAUAAAACGCAUGGCUACCAGAGCAAGUUUAGCCAAAGAACGCGAACACCCGAUAAAGACUGCAAGAGAGUUGUUUAAUUGGGCAAACAAACGUAAAGAAGAAGAACUUACAAAGUUGCCAUUUUGUUAUUCUACUACAGAAGAAUACGAAAAUAUGUCUUUGCAGCUGAAUAAUCAAUAUAAUAAUGCAAAAACAAUUCAAGGAACUCAAAAAUUCCACUCAUUUCUUCCUCUAUCAGAAAAUACAAUAAAGGCAAAGCUUUAUUCAAACUGCCCUGACAAUGAUGCCAAAAUAUUCGAUAUUGUUAAGAAAGUUGUGUAAACAAUAAUUUGAUAAAAAUACAGGAAUAAAAAUAAACUGAUGUACAAAGUAUAAUGUUAUUUUUUAUUGCGCACAAAUACCACCCCUGAAAAAUAAGCCUUAUUCGCUCUUUUGAAUCUUGCUAAUUGAGGAGCUUGCGAUAUGCAAGAGUUGAAUGCACAUUUUCAACACAAUACACCAAAAACCACUGGAAGAAAUCAUUGUUCCUGAUAGUGGGAUUUUGUAACUUGUUUUUCAAAAUACUUUUAAGGCAGAGAAUUUCACACAAAUCUUUAAGCUGU